GAGUAAGAUUUCAUAAUAUCCUUUCUAAAGCCAAACAAAUAAAGACGGCAUCGAAUGGCUGAUAUAAAAUAAUCACCCAAGAAAACAUUACUUCAGUCCGAUCAAAAGCGCUUUAUAUACGAUUACCAGAAUGGUUGCGUCAAACCAAGAGAAUUUUAACAAUGAAGAACUAGAUGACAUUCUGCGAAAACAUUUCACAAAUAAUUUUCGGUUCGGAUACGUAACAAUCGAUGGGACGACAAUGCCUAAACGGUUUGAAGAUUUGCACGAACAAAUCUUAAACUUCGAGGUAAACGAAGAUGACGUUUGGAUUUGCAGUUUUCCAAAGACGGGAACCACUUGGACACAAGAAAUGGUUUGGAUGAUAAUGCAUGAUCUGGAUUUCGAAGGCGGACAAGUAAACCUAGGGCAAAGAUCGCCAUUUCUUGAAGUAUCUGCAAUUUACGACUUCAGAAACCUUAUGAGGAACAACAAAGAUUUCGUACCCCCACCAUUUUUGCAAGAUUCGCUGAAAUUUGUGAAGGAGCAAGAAAACCCAGCGUGUAUCAAAACUCACUUGCCAUUCCACCUUUUACCUCUUGAUAUUCAAAGUGGUCGCAAAAAUCCCAAGAUAAUAUACGUUGCCAGAAAUCCAAAAGACACUUGCGUAUCUUAUUAUCAUCACUCGAGGGCUCUGGAGGGAUACACCGGGACCUUUGAUGACUUUGUACGAUUAUUCUUAGCGGGAAAACUGAAUUUUGCGCCCUACUGGGACCACGUUCUACGCUACUGGGAAAAAAGGGAACAGUCAAAUGUACUCUUCGUUAAAUACGAAGACAUGAAGCUUGAUCUACCAGGCGUCAUUAGGAAGGUCGCCUCAUUUUUGGGCAAAAAUUUGUCCGCUGAGCAAGUCGCCGCGUUAUCGAACCACUUAAGCUUCGAGAACAUGAAAAACAAUCCCGCAGUAAAUUACGAAAUGGUUACCGAGUUGAACAAAAAAUUCAACUUGACCAGGCACCACGGCGCUUUUAUGCGGUCUGGAACCAUCGGUGGUUAUAAGUCGCAAAUGACUCCAGAGAUUGUCGACAGAUUCGACAAAUGGACCGAAUUUCAUACGGGCAAUACUGAUUUCAGUUUUUAACAGCCGCGUUUGGUUGGUAUUCAAAAUUUAGAAGUUAAACUAAUCAUCGCACACCUAUCUAGUAACCUGCUUUACCCAAAUUCCAUAUUUUAAGCCACUGGAAAUCCAAAAAAACGCCUAUUCUGGACAGAUAUGCUGCCGCGGCUCUUGGGCUAGCUUGUGGAUAUCCAUUCAACUCUACAAGUGUCAGCUUUUAAAUGUCGUUUUGGAAUCCAAACGUAAAACAUUUGGAAAUCUGAAUGACUUUUGGAGUCCAAAUAUGGAUUACUUUUGGAACACAUAUACAAAUUUCAUUUGAAAUCGACGUAGGUUGUUUUAAGAAACAUUGAAUUAUUCAUGAAAGAAAUAUUCAAUAUUUGGUUGGGAUCAAAUAAUGCAUACUAAAUUUCGCUUUAGCUAGUAACGAUCCUUCUUUUACUGUGCAUGCAUGUUAAUUCUAGGCGGUAACGUCACAUGAUACCACAAAUAUUUACAAAUAAAAUAUAGAACGAUCGUUUCAAAUUAUAGUAACGGAUUAUGACUAUAUCGGUCUGACUUGAUUUUGCAAAUCUUGACUUAACUAAACAGUUUUGUUAAUUUUACAAAAAAAAUUUAAUUAUUUAUAAAUCUUCUGGAUUUCUCCUGCGUCGGUAAUUUAUAAAUCAAACUUGCUUAUAUUUCGUCAAUUAUCCUGUUGACUUCUUCGGAGCUUAACUAAAACUGUUUUCUGAAGAAACCAACAGGAUGAUUUGCCACACGUGGGCAAGUGUGAUUUAUAAACGAACGGAUACAGGAGGAAUCCAGGAGAUUUGUAAAUAGUGUCACAAUAUAGUCGUCAACUUGUAUUACAUAGUCCAAUCCAUAAUCCAUCUCGCCUAAAUUUUGUAUUAUUUUAUAUUAUAUCCGACAGGGAAUAUUUAAAGGAUAUCCAAAUCCGCUACGUACAAAAAUCAUGGUCCAUUGAACGUUCAGAGAGUUUCCUGGGCUGCUUAGAUAUAAUUUGUUGUUUGUUGCUUUUUACGGAUUUAUUCAAGUUUAAGUUGGUGACCGGUGCUUUUAUGUAUUUUCAAUUAAAUUUAUUUUGAUAACAAUGGGAUUUUAUUUACAACGCUCUUCACCCGAUUAACAGUACCAUCGUCACUGGGAAGACCUGAAAUCGUAGGUUACAGGUCUACUUUAAACUUAUACUGAUGAAAUAUUUCUUACGCAAUGGUAAUUAUAAGUAUACUUGGAGCACUAGCUUGAGAUCGUUUGUGUUUUGGUUAGUGCGAACACCGAAGUGGCUC
Cylas formicarius (sweet potato weevil) is the source of this 2385-nucleotide messenger RNA. Its product is annotated as luciferin sulfotransferase-like. Gene Ontology annotation, cellular component: cytoplasm. The record is from RefSeq and is a predicted model, not a curated record. NCBI's taxonomy places the organism in Eukaryota, Metazoa, Arthropoda, Insecta, Coleoptera, Brentidae. The transcript has 5 exons. Bases 131 to 1120 code for a protein of 329 amino acids. Gene Ontology annotation, biological process: sulfation. Gene Ontology annotation, molecular function: sulfotransferase activity.